Platichthys flesus (European flounder) is the source of this 2527-nucleotide messenger RNA. RefSeq names its product myostatin b (gene mstnb). NCBI's taxonomy places the organism in Eukaryota, Metazoa, Chordata, Actinopteri, Pleuronectiformes, Pleuronectidae. The transcript is spliced from 3 exons. Bases 137 to 1270 code for a protein of 377 amino acids. Gene Ontology annotation, biological process: SMAD protein signal transduction. Gene Ontology annotation, molecular function: cytokine activity; growth factor activity. The record is from RefSeq and is a predicted model, not a curated record. Gene Ontology annotation, cellular component: extracellular region.
UGGAGUAUAAAAAGGUGUGCGCUAAUAAAGUAUGAUGCCUAUCAGAGUGCGACAUUAAUCCAAACGCAGCGCGCACACGCACCGGGGGAUCUGUUUCAUUUGUUUCUUCCCUGAACCGAAGAUCCCAGCAGCCACAAUGCAUCCGUCUCACUUCGUGCUCUAUCUCACUUUACUGGUGGCUGUGGGACCAGUGGUUCUGAGUGAGCAGGAGACGCACCAUCAGCAGCCCUCCGCCAGCAGCCCGGAGGACGCGGAGCCGUGCGCCACCUGCGAAGUCCGGCAGCAGAUAAAGACCAUGCGGCUGAACGCUAUCAAAUCUCAGAUCCUGAGCAAGCUGCGGAUGAAGGAAGCUCCGAACAUCAGCCGGGACGUCGUGAAGCAGCUCCUGCCCAAAGCGCCGCCGCUGCAGCAGCUCCUCGACCAGUACGACGUGCUGGGAGAUGACAACAGGGUGGUGGUCAUGGAGGAGGAUGAUGAGCACGCCAUCACGGAGACAAUCAUGAUGAUGGCCGUUGAACCCGAACCCAUCGUCCAAGUGGAUGCGGAGCCCAAGUGCUGCUUUUUCUCUUUCACCCAAAAGUUCCAAGCCAGCCGCGUCGUGCGCGCGCAGCUCUGGGUGCACUUGCGACCGGCGGUAGAGGCGACCACCGUGUUCCUGCAGAUCUCCCGCCUCAUGCCGGUCACGGACGGGAGCCGGCACAUACGGAUCCGUUCCCUGAAGAUCGACGUGAACGCCGGGGUCAGCUCCUGGCAGAGUAUAGACGUCAAGCAGGUGCUGAGCGUGUGGCUGCGGCAGCCGGAGACCAACUGGGGCAUCGAGAUCAACGCCUUCGAUUCGAGGGGCAACGACUUGGCCGUGACCUCCACGGAGCCCGGAGAGGAAGGACUGCAACCGUUCAUGGAGGUGAAGAUCUCCGAGGGCCCGAGGCGAGUGAGGAGAGACGCCGGCCUGGACUGUGACGAGAACUCCCCGGAGACCCGGUGCUGCCGCUACCCGCUCACCGUGGACUUUGAGGACUUUGGCUGGGACUGGAUUAUUGCACCGAAGCGCUACAAGGCCAACUAUUGCUCUGGGGAGUGUGAGUACAUGCACCUGCAGAAGUAUCCCCACACCCACCUGGUGAACAAGGCCAACCCCAGAGGGACCGCGGGCCCCUGCUGCACCCCCACCAAGAUGUCGCCCAUCAACAUGCUCUACUUUAACCGCAAGGAGCAGAUCAUCUACGGCAAGAUCCCCUCCAUGGUGGUGGACCGCUGUGGAUGCUCUUGAGUCGGGACUGGAGAGCAUCGGGAGGACGGGGGGGUGGUGGUGUUGGGGGGGGCGGCGCAGUGGCUCACCCCGGCCUCCACCUUCAGACUUGUUGACACAACCAAUCCACCAGUUCCAAUGCUUUCCUCCAGAACAUGGUGCAGUAGAACCAGAGUAGAGGCCACACACAGCCCGACCUUUCCUGCAGGGCAGCGCUUUCACAACCGGCAUAGCUCCUUUCUCUCGACCUGUGAAGUCGUAGCCAUAGAGGCUUGAAGUCAGAACAAUACAGGAACACAACGUAAACACGAACGCACACACAUGCUGCGCGUCGGAACGAAUGUAGACACAAACGAUCAAGACUAGUAAACAAAAUACCACAACUGUUCUCUCCCUUUAUCCAAACGUGCUGACAGAUUAUACUCACAUGCCGUCCACUCCACUCCACUCAUACUCAACAUACAAGCUCAUACACAUUUUGCUAUAAGCUGUUUGUGAUCAUUUGUUUUUCUUGGAGUUGUGUUUUCAGAGCGAAACAAACCGAGAAUCCUCAAGGACUAUUUGAAGAGGGCUUGGAAAACCGAGCUGGAGAUUCAGAGCAGUAGGAGCUGAAUCAUACACAAAACGUACUCACAACAUUUUGGAAAAUUAGACACACAACAUUGUUUUCCUUUUUCUGUAUACUGGCUUGAACUAAUUCAUUCUCUGCUCUGAUUACUAAUGGAGCUGCGUGCGAUGUGGAGGUGUCGAUCACUCCUGAGAUCCUACACACGGACACACAAAACAUGUUCCAGACACACAAACCCAAACCAAGAAGCAUUCUCUCUCUCUCUCUCUCUCUCAGUCACAAUCACGUUCCACCCCCGCAGAGCCAGACCCGCCCAAUACACUUGAAUGAUUCUGAUUGUAAAUUCACACGACUGGACAGAAGGACUUGAACUGAAGGCACCAGGAAUGCAGCCUACAAAUGAAAAUGUGUUUAAGACAGAGAAACUGGGUUGUUCGGAUGAAUGAAUGUGGAGAUCAUGCUUAAACUCUGUCUUACAUCAACACAGUUUGCACUAUGGCACACCAAUAGAAAACAUUGGUUGCUACAAAAGUUGUAAAAUUGAUUUUGAUAUAUUUGCUUAUUUGUAUUGUAUACAUAUGCCAUUGUUUCCAGUAGGAGUUGCCUUUCUAAACCACUGUUGGUAAAAUGUACGAAAACCACAAUCCAUCAGAAAAUGUAAUACAGCGACUCUAUAUACUUGUUUUAACAAAUAAAGUUUCUAGCUUGUU